Messenger RNA from Suillus discolor, 399 nucleotides. RefSeq lists its product as uncharacterized. The transcript is spliced from 2 exons. Lineage: Eukaryota; Fungi; Basidiomycota; Agaricomycetes; Boletales; Suillaceae. Bases 1 to 399 code for a protein of 132 amino acids. The record is from RefSeq and is a predicted model, not a curated record.
AUGACCAUGCACAAAACAAGUUUGGUGCGUGUCAACACACCACGUGAUGAAGGUAUCAAAUUGCAAGGGUGCAGCCCUGCGGUUGUCGAGGUUCCAUAUGCGAAGGGCAAACAUAGAAAUGCUUGUGCAAGGGAGAAAUGGAAAAAACUAUUUCUCCCAAAGAUCCCUACCGCAAGUAGCUCACAGCCUCCAAAGCCCAAUGUCACCCAGUCAUCUUCGCAACCACAGACUGCCAUCCCUGGUUCACCCUCCACACCUCCCAUUGGCGAUGCUAUUGGCAUAGCCAUGACCUCAACGACCUCACACCCAGAUGCAACAAUAAGACAGGCUGGACUUUGGACUCACUUCUGGCUCUUUCUCGGUUGUCUCUCUCCUGAAUAUACGGAUGGUCAUCAUUAG